AUGACGUUUCCAAACUUCUCUCGGAAGAGAAAAAUGGCGGAUGCAAUUGCUGGUCCGAAAGACAUCACCACGAUAUUCAAACGUUUGAAAUCUCAACCCGACAAUAAGACGUGCUUUGAUUGCGGACACAACAAUCCAACAUGGGCAUCAGUAACUUACGGAGUAUUUCUAUGUAUCGACUGCUCCGCUGUUCACCGAUCACUUGGUGUUCACUUAACCUUUAUUAGAUCCACCCAAUUGGACACAAACUGGACAUGGCUACAACUGAGGGCAAUGCAAGUUGGCGGAAACGCAAAAGCGAAUGCCUUCUUCAGACAACACGGUCUCUCAACUGAAGACACAUCUGCUAAAUACAAAAGCCGUGUGGCUGCGAUGUACAGGGAAAAAAUUGCAACAUUAGCAACAAAGGCCUUACAACAAUAUGGAACCCAGGCACUUUUGGACAGUCACCAUGGACCCCAGUCACCCAACUCUCCUGAUCGUAAAGAACAAGAUUUCUUCAAGGAAGUAGAGAGUCAAUCUUUUCAACAGACAGUUAUGAUACCAACAAAUGGAAAGAAUGGAAACAACUCUGGAAAUGAUUUAAACAAGAACAUGGAAGAUCUCAGUGUCUCACCACCAAAGCAGCAAGAAACCCGUGUGCCUACAAUAGGAACGAGGAAGCCAGUUACAGCCAAAAAGAAAGGGCUUGGAGCAAAGAAGGGCGGGUUAGGAGCAACAAAGGUGAAAACAAACUUUAAUGAACUGGAGUCAAAAGCCCAACAGCUGGACAAAGACAAGGAAAAAGCAGCCCUUAUGAAUGCCAAGGAAGCAGAAGCAGAGCUUAUUUCUCCAAACCUAGCAUACAACCCAGUCAACUUUAAGAAAGAGGAGGAUAAGCUGCGUCACUCUGAUCCCAAAAAGGCUGCUCAGCUGGAACGCCUUGGAAUGGGUGUCAGUGGAGGCAGGAAAGGGACAACAACUCCUGGUAGAGGUCACUCAGCAUCAGCUGCUAUGGCAACUGUUGAACAAGUGAAGCCUACUAAGACCCAGCCAUCUUUUGCUGACAAACUCAGAGUGUCUUCAAACUCUAAUAUGGAUUUCUUUGACAGCUAUGGAAUGGAUGGCACAAGUUUCACUGAACCGCCUCCACUGUAUGAUAGUCCAUUUGGAUCAAGCUCUUGGGACAGAGGUCGAGAUAGGGAUGAAAUAGGUUCAUCUUUCUCCAGUGAGAGGCGCUCCAGUCGUGAAGAAAGGGUAAACAGAAAGAGAGAUUCAGAGCCUGUGAAUGUGUCAUCAACAGAUGAAGCCCAAAGAAAGUUUGGAAACUCUAAGAGCAUUUCAUCAACUCAGUUCUUUGGCAAUGACCAGGAAGAAUAUGCUAUCAAGUCACGACUGGAUCGUUUUCAAGGAUCUAACAGUCUUUCAAGUGCAGACCUCUUUGGUGAUGAUGAUAGCAGACCUUCUCGGUCAAAUGCCUCUGGCAGUUUUUCAUCAGCAGAUCUUUCACAGCUGAAAGAGGGAGUUGCUAGAGUGACUGGAAAGUUGUCAAGUAUGGCCUCAGGAAUGAUAGGAACAAUACAGAAUCGUUACAGUGGGUCCAGUUGAAGAUUGUUUCAAGCUUUUGCAAUUAACUAGGGGAAUUUAUCAUCUUUGGUAAUAAUCUUACCAAAGGAUGAUAGAAUUGGAAAAGUCACAAAGGCAGAAUCCUUCCUUUUUGAUAGAGUAUUUAUUUCAUUUUAUUCUUUUCCUUUGGUUGGGGAAUUCCUGAACGAUAAUUAGAUUCUCUCAAAAUGGUCUAUACUAAGCAUAAUUUGAUGACUCUCUGGAAGAAAUCUGUUUUUGAUGAUUUACAUGAUUGUGGGAUUGCAAUCCUUGCAAUUAUCUGUUACAAGAAACAAACUUCAGAAUAAUUUUAAAUGAAAAUUGCUUUAUUAAAUUCCCUUGUGGUAAGAACUUUAUUGUAAAGGCAGAUUGAGUUGAAUGAUAAAACAGCAUUGUGAAGAUUUCUGGAAACUGUUUCUUUCAGAAGCAAAUAAUUUGAUACUGCCUUAUGGUGUAAUUUAGAUUAAGAUGUUACCCAGGGAGGAAAAUAAAAUGAAAGGAAAAAAAACUAUUUUAACUAUUCACAUAGCUCUUUAGUUAUAGAAAACUGUUCAGAAAGUCAAAUUAGCGUUUUAGCAAUACAUAAAAUAAAAUUGAAAUGACAGUGUAAUUGUAAUAUUCAUUGCAUUUUUAGUUGAUGGUACUCUCAAAAUAAGUUUAAUCUUUUUCUCAAAUUCAUUGUCAAUGAGAACCCAGUCACACCAACUGAACUUGUUUUGAAAAAGGAGUUAGUCAAAAAUAGCAUACAAACUGAAAGUAUUCUAAUACAUAUUCUAUAAAUAAAAUUCAUGCACCAUACAGACUUGUUUAAUUCCUAACAUUUAAACAUCUCAAUCAGGUUUUUAAGAUGCAUGGGAUAGUGUUUGAUCAAAUCAUAUAAAUUGUUCACAUGUUUAUUGUUGAUUAGCCUGUGCAAGACUCUCAGUUGGUGAAGAAGUUCAAUCCAGGUAGCAAACAAGACAGAGGUGAUCUCCACAACCCUCUCCCAGAAGUGUGCCAAUUUUCAAUAUUCCAUGUUUUUGGCUAGUUUUAAUUGAAUGAGAGCCUUGUACAGGGUAAUUAUUUGAUUUUGACCAGUUUUUCACAUUACAAAACAGGUUUUGGUUACAAAACUGUUUGCAUCCAUCACUGGGUUACAGGAAUUGAUAACUUAGAAGUACAGCAUGUACAUGAAUGAGUUCAAGACAUUUUCUUGAUAAUUUACCUUUCUCUAGUUUGCAUCGGUAUGUGCUUUAUUUAGCUUAGCAAAUUAGCAAGUAAAUGUUUGGCAAAAAUAGAUUAUAAUAAGAAAGAAUAUUUUUCAAAUUUAAAGGUAUUGUGUGUGUAUGGAGGGAUCUCUUUCACUUGUUUUGUUCUUAAAACUUAUAGUAGUGUUUCCAUUUAAAGAAAAUACUCACUACUAUGAGACUUGUUACAUCUCACCUUGAUGCACAUAACAACAUGACUUUUUAAUUCAGUAAAGUGCUGUGAUUGGAGAGCUAGGUGAAAUUCUGUUUUCAUGUCUCCUUUCAGGAUGCGCGCUCAUCCUGCUAUGGCAGUGUUUCUGUUUCUUUUUCUUUUUUUUUUUCGUCUUUGAUUAAACUAUUUUACCAUCUGGUUACUUCUCGUUUUAAUUGUAUUGAUUCUUGUGAUUUCCUGUCAUUUUAUCAAUUGCCUCUCUUUUUUUCUUGACUACACUACACACAUAACUUGUAACACCUUUAUGGGUGCCUCUUACCUUAAGUUCCCUCUUGAAAAAGUAAAAAAAAUUGAAGGAAGGACCUGCUGAGCCCUCUGACCAAUUAAUUCCA
Pocillopora verrucosa is the source of this 3374-nucleotide messenger RNA. RefSeq names its product ADP-ribosylation factor GTPase-activating protein 3. Gene Ontology annotation, biological process: COPI coating of Golgi vesicle. Lineage: Eukaryota; Metazoa; Cnidaria; Anthozoa; Scleractinia; Pocilloporidae. Gene Ontology annotation, molecular function: GTPase activator activity. The record is from RefSeq and is a predicted model, not a curated record.